Octopus bimaculoides (California two-spot octopus) is the source of this 2842-nucleotide messenger RNA. Its product is annotated as zinc finger protein 253-like. NCBI's taxonomy places the organism in Eukaryota, Metazoa, Mollusca, Cephalopoda, Octopoda, Octopodidae. The record is from RefSeq and is a predicted model, not a curated record.
UGUCAGAUGUUCUUUGAUCUCGAUUAAUUUCUAUUUUUGUAUCAAAACUGCCUGGGAAAGGACUUUAUGGAAGAUAACUAGUGAGAUUAAAUUGUGAGUAAAGUAAUAAUUCCUAAGCAAUGAAAGGUAAACAUUUACAUUGGCUGCAUUUGAUCUCAGAACAUAAAACAGCCAGAAGAAACACCGCAUCAUCUAAUUUCGUUUCGGUAUUUAAAGAAAACCAUUACAUAUUUUAUAAAUUCCCCAUUUUCAUAGUUUUCUGUUUGAGCUAUUUCUUCUGUCAGAUGUUCUUUGAUCUCGUCUAAAAUUAUUGACUUUUCUCGAUUAAUUUCUAUUUUUGUAUCAAAACUGCCUGGGAAAGGACUUUAUGGAAGAUAACUAGUGAGAUUAAAUUAUGACUAGCAGUGGAUGUAACACACUACCGGCAAGGGACAUAUCUCUCGAUGGUCGACUGGGCCAGGCUGGAUUGCCGUUUGGAGCGAACUGAGAGCAGAUUAUAAAAUGACAUCUGCAUCACAGAAUUUUUAUAUAAACAAUGUCAUUCGUAUUGAACAUCUUAAAGACUGAGCAAAGAUGUUAUACAUAACACGUAUAACCCUGUUUCUAUAAAUAUAUACGGAAUUAUUGCAAAAUAUAUCUGCUGAACUGAAAGAAGUAAUCACAUCACUGAAAUCUCAAAGCUAUGAGAUGAUCUAUAAUUCAUUCAAGACAAUAUGAAUAAAUAAGCAUUAAAUUUGACAAAGGAAUCUGAAUGCUAAAAGGUUAAACCGGCCAUAUUUCAAUAAAAUAUCUACAUAUUCUUUAUUCAAACCUGCCAGAUCCCAGCCCUCACACCCAUCCUACAAUGUCAUUCUAGAUAUAAACAAUAUAUCAGUGGAAUCUUAAAGCUAUAAGAUAAUGAAUGAUUAAUUCACAAGAAUUUAAAUAAGUAUUACAUUUGACAGAGUAAUCUGAAUGUUAAUGAGUUAAAGUAAUUAACAAGGCAGUUUGCAGCAUCUUCAGAUAUUAACGAAGAUUAUUAAUGACGGAGAUAUAUCAGUAGAAAUAUUUGUUAAGAGCAAUAUACAAAAGGAAGGAAAAUAUUUGUGUACUGUGACAAGAGAAAGGAAGAUUAUGGAAAAUGAAUUAUAUAGGUGUGAAGAUGAAUGUAAAAAACAAGCUGAAAAAAUUGAUUUUUCUAAUGAUGUAAAGAAUGAAAAGGGCAAAACAACAUUUGAAUGUGAUAUCUGUGGUAAAAUAUUAACUCAGAAAGGUAGCUUAGGCACUCACCGACGUAUUCAUACGGGAGAGAAGCCAUAUCAUUGUGAUAGCUGUGGUAAAUUAUUCAAUGGAAAAAAUGACUUAGUCCGUCACCAACGUAUUCAUACAGGUGAAAAACCACAUAACUGUGAUAUCUGUGGUAAGUCGUUCACUCGGAGAGGUAACUUGACUACUCACCGACGUAUUCAUACAGGUGAGACGCCCUAUUUCUGUGAUAUCUGUGGUAAGUCAUUCUCGCAAGCUUCUAAUUUAACGACACACAAACAGCUUCACAUAAGAGGAAAAUAUCUACACUGUGACCUCUGUGGUAAAUCAUUUCAUGAUAUUUAUCAUUUGACUACUCACGAACGCAUUCAUACAGGAGAAAAGCCAUAUCGCUGUGAUAUCUGUGGUAAAUCAUUCUAUGAAAAUAGUUACCUAAAUAGACACAAAUACAUUCAUACAGGAGAGAAACCAUAUAAUUGCGAUAUCUGUGGUAAAUCAUUCUAUUAUGGACGUGCCUUAACUGUUCAUAAAGGCAUUCAUUCAGGCGAGGACCCAUAUCAGUGUGAAAUCUGUGGGAAAUCAUUCUCUUCAUCUAGUCACGUAACUAUUCACAAACGUGUUCAUACAGGAGAGAAGCCAUAUUGCUGUGAUACCUGUGGUAAAUCAUUCUCUGGAUAUGGUACUUUGAUUGAUCACAAGCGUACUCACACAGGUGAGAAGCCAUAUCAUUGUGAUAUCUGCGGUAAAUCAUUUGCUCAUAGAAGCAGCUUUGGUACUCACACGCGUACUCACACAGGUGAGAAGCCAUAUCAUUGUGAUAUCUGCGGUAAAUCAUUUGCUCAUAGAAGCAGCUUUAGUACUCACAAGCGCAGUCAUAUGAGAAAGAAACAAUACCAGUGACUGUCAUAAUUAUUUCCAUGUCCACCCUUUGAUGUGUGAGAGACGAAAGGGAGACCAGGGUCAUCCUUACAUUUCUGUGGAUGGAAUGCCACGUCACGUCUUGGAUGUUCGCAGUACCGUCGCUUCAUCGGACGACAUAAGUGGAGGAGAAGUGAAUGAGACCACCUUCCGCAACCAUAAAUUUGCAUGAUUUUAAUAUCGCUGUUUGAAACGAUCAUAUGCGUGAAUUAAAAUUCUCUUAAAUUUUAACAUAUUCUCUUCUCCACUUUUAACAAAUUUGUUGAGUUCUAUGGGAUUCCUUUCCAUAAGUUUACACAACACACCAUAUACAAGUAUUAUUUUCAUAUUCGCAAACUUACACCAGCAAAAUAUGAAGAAUCUAUAUUAGAAAUCAUUUUCUGGAAUCCUCCAAAUUAAAGGAUGAAAUAUAAUUCAACUUUUUCAUACACACACACACACAUAUAUAGUGAAAAAUAUAAAAUGCAGGAAAAUCCACGCAAAAACAAUUAGAAUAAUAAUAUUCUUAUAAAUGAUCUGUGAUGAUGUGGAAUAAUAAUAAUAUUCUUAUAAAUGAUCAAGUGAUGUGCAAGUCUAGUGUGAGUGAAAGUGAUUCAGAAAACAAUUAUAAAUAAUAUUUGUUUUUCUUAUAAAUGCUCUGAACAUUGUUUUUACUUUAAAUAAAAUAUUCUUUACAUUC